AUGGCUGUUCCUCCCGAUGUGGUCGAGAAAAUUGAAGCUGGAUACAAAAAGUUGCAGGAGGCGCCGGAGUGCAAGUCUCUUCUCAAGAAGUACUUCACUAAAGAAGUUAUGGACCAAUGUAAAGGGCUCAAAACUAAACUUGGCGCGAACUUGCUUGAUGUAAUCCAGUCUGGGGUUGCGAAUCUUGAUAGCGGUGUUGGUGUUUAUGCGCCUGAUGCUGAGUCCUACACUCUCUUCAAACCGCUUUUUGACCCGAUUAUUCAAGACUAUCACAAUGGAUUUGGACCUAACCAGAAGCAGCCCCAAACUGAUUUGGGUGAAGGAAAGACUCAGCUUUUGCCUGACCUGGAUCCUGAGGGUAAAUUCAUCAACUCGACUCGUGUUCGUUGUGGCCGUUCUCUUCAAGGAUAUCCAUUCAAUCCAUGCUUAACCAAGGAAAACUAUACAGAAAUGCAGGACAAAGUUAAGGCUGUCUUUGACCAGCUUAAGUCUGAUCCCGAGCUUGGUGGGACCUAUUAUCCUUUGGAGGGGAUGACCAAAGAAGUUCAAACCCAGUUGAUCAAGGAUCAUUUCCUGUUCAAAGAAGGAGAUCGCUUUUUGCAAGCCGCGAAUGCUUGUCGUUACUGGCCAACGGGACGUGGUAUUUACCAUAAUGACAAGAAGGCUAAUCUAACAAAAUUUUUAUUUAAUUUUACUUAA
Meloidogyne enterolobii is the source of this 699-nucleotide messenger RNA. Lineage: Eukaryota; Metazoa; Nematoda; Chromadorea; Rhabditida; Meloidogynidae. The record is from the annotation of a GenBank genome assembly.